AUGAAAAUAAGUCAAUGCUGUCGUCAUUAUGAUAAAAGAGUACUCAAAGUCAAGCGGAAAAAGAGAGUGUACAUCACUUUACCCCACAAAUGCAAUUGUAAGUACUGCCCAGUUGGAAAACCGAAAGGAAUACUAAAAAAGAGGAAGUCAGUGACAUUCAAAAAGUCUUGUUCUGGGGCAUACAAACAACUAAAGAGGAUGGCGCCAGAAAAAAGAAAAAGAGGAAGUGUCGUUUGUAGUUGGGAAUGUAUGGUACAGAAUGAUCGCAGACGAAAAAGGAAAAGAAAAAAAACCGUCCCUCAGGGUCAGUAA
Messenger RNA from Nezara viridula (southern green stink bug), 312 nucleotides. The record is from the annotation of a GenBank genome assembly. NCBI's taxonomy places the organism in Eukaryota, Metazoa, Arthropoda, Insecta, Hemiptera, Pentatomidae.